AACUUUCCGACGAUUGUGAGAUCUUCAUUGACCCGGAAACUGGCAAGCUGUUUAUGCGGACCAAGAGCGGAAACAUUCUCGAAAUGGGAGAUGAUAUCACGAUGUUCACGGAUCCCAGAACUGGCAAGACUUACGUGAAGACAAUGUCCGGACGCUUUAUGGAAUUAGACGAAGACAUGGAGGUUACUAUCGACCCAGUCACUGGCAAGAUGUUCGUCAGAACCAAGUCCGGAACCCUCAAAGAGUUGGCAUGUGAGAUGGAGACUAUCAUAGAUCCGAUCACUGGAAAGAAAAUCGUCAGACCCAAAGGAGGAGUGGGACUUGGGUUUGAGCUGUAUGUAGAUCCAGAGACUGGCAAAGCAUAUUUGAGACCCCGCGAUGAGAAGGAGGAGAAAUUGCUGCGAGACCUGGUGAUGCUGGUGAGACCCGGACUCGGAUUCUACGACGUCGACCCCGAGGAAAUCUUCGUGGAUAUGGGCAGCGACGACUACAAGGCUGAGUUUGAGAAUGUGUCGUGGACUGACCAGUUGAACACAAUUGGACAGAAGAACAAAGAUGUGGAUGGGGAGAAGGAAGAAGAGGAAAAAAAGAAGGCGGAGGAGAAACGAAACAUGGAAGAAAUGGCGCUGAAAAUGCGAGAAAGCAAGUCCCGAAACCGAAAAGGGAACAAAAAAGGAAACUUGAAAGUAGAGAAACCAGCAAAAUCCAAAGAUUCUGUCAGCUCAAAGUUGUCAACCAGGAAUGAAAAAGACAGCUACAAAGCUUUGGCCAAAGCAGAAAAAGUUGUCCGAAUUGUGACGACUUUGUCAAACAGCAAUCAUAAAUUGGAAAAAGUGGAAAAAUCAGUUUCUUUCAAAAAAGAAAAACACGGCAGCGAUUCAAGACUAGAAAAGCAAAAAACCAAUUUGACCGACAAAGAUUCGGAGAAAGGAGACCAGCCUGUGAUUUCGGUCACAAUUACUGAAAAGAAAUUUGACCGAAAAUAUUCGCAAGAAAAACUUAGAAAAAGUGAACAACCUUCGAAGUUUCUGAAAACUUCGCCAAAUGCAAUGACACCAUUGGCCCAAUCAUUGGCUGGGAAGUUAAAAGAUCUGCACGUAAUCGAACAACAUGAAAAAGUUAAAGUUGACCAGGAAAUCAAAAGUAGAAUGACAAAAGCUAUAAACAAAGCAAAAAUGAUCGAAACUUUAACGCAUAAAAAGUUCAACGAAAGAGAAAAAACUGAAGAAAUUGCUCCUAAAAUUUCGAUUUCUCACGCCGAUGGAAAACAGAGUAAAGUUGGUUUAAAAACCGGAAGAAAAUCGCCCUCUCGUAGUGGUUCUAUAAGCCCCUCCCCGCAGAGAGCUAGAAAAAGUGGGAAGUUUUUAGCCCCACCUUCGCCGGCUAAGGGGGGCAAAAGUGGUAAGGGUUCGAGUAAGUCACGUGGGGGUAAAGUGAAAGAUGAGUCAUCGAAGCAGGACACAGUCGAUGAAGGAGACGAAAAUGAGGAGAAAAAAGAAGAACCGAAAGUCGACUGGAGGAAAAUGAACCCUGAUUUACUGGACGAGAUUGACCUUGACAAGUUGACGCCGGCGGAGAGGCGGAGGAUAGAGGUGUUGCGGAAGAGACGACAGAAGGAGCUGGAGAAGAAGCAGGCGGAGGAGGAAGAGAAAAAGGUGGCAGAAGCGAAGAAGCGAGCAGAGAUCGACAAACAGAUUCUGCAGGAGCGAAUCAAGGAGGCAGAAGAGGCGCAGAGGAAGGAGGAGGAGGCUACCCGAUUGGCCGAAUGGGAAGCUAAGCGAGACCCUGUUGCUGAAGCCCUGGCACUAGAGCGCGAGGCAGAGGAGGCCAGAAGAAAAAGGGAAGAGGAAGAAAAACUGGCCCAGAUGGCCCAGAUUGAACGAGAGGCUUACGAGAGACUAAAGCGUGAACAAGAGGAAGUCGAACAUUUGAGACGCGAGCAGGAGGAGCGGGAACAACGUGAACAGAUGGAGAAGAUUCUAGAAGAAUCUAGAAGGAUGGCAAUCGAGAUGCAGCAAAAACAAGUAGAAGCCGAGGCCAAGGCUCUAUUUAACAAGAGUCUGAGAAUGGAGUAUGAGCUAUUAGAGAAGAAUCAAGAGAUCAGUCGGGCAUUCGUCUACUCGUACUUCGAACUCAUGCGCAUCAUGGAGAACCUAGAAGACGAAGAAGAGGACUAAACUCUAUUGACCUCACUUUUUUCAGUCAAAUUAAGUUCUCUCUUUUUGAGGGAACCUAAAUUUUCUCCACCAAUAAGUGAUCAACUUACUGAUUUGGUUUCUCUGAUUGAUUUCAAUAAUUCGAUUUUUUACGAGUGAAAUUUAAAAAACCUCGAAUUGUCGUGGAAUGUUUUUGUAGAUAUUUCAACGCUGUGAGAAUAUAUAAUUUACGUAAGUUUAUUUUAGUUAGUA
This is a messenger RNA of Symsagittifera roscoffensis, 2408 nucleotides long. Its product is annotated as axoneme-associated protein mst101(2)-like. NCBI's taxonomy places the organism in Eukaryota, Metazoa, Xenacoelomorpha, Acoela, Convolutidae. The record is from RefSeq and is a predicted model, not a curated record.